Molecule: messenger RNA, 1584 nt
Organism: Callithrix jacchus (white-tufted-ear marmoset)
Lineage: Eukaryota; Metazoa; Chordata; Mammalia; Primates; Cebidae
Source: RefSeq, a predicted model, not a curated record
ACACCCGAGCCCCGCCGGCGCCUCCCGCUCCCGGCUCCCGGCUCCUGGCUCCCUCCGCCUCCCCCGCCUCUCGCCCCGCCGCCUAGGAGGCCCAGCUUCGGGGUCGGACGCCUGGGUCUGCCGGGAAGAGAGAUGAAAGGUGUCUGAAGGUGGCUAUUCACUGAACGAUGGGGUUGGACUUGAAGGAAUGCCAAGAGAUGCUGCCCCCACCCCCUUAGGCCUGCGGGAUCAGAAGCUAUGGGGCCAGGGGCCCUCUUAUCUUUACUGCUGCUGCUCUUGGUGGCAACUGGAGAUGCUGACAUGAAGGGACAUUUUGAUCCUGCCAAGUGCCGCUAUGCCCUGGGCAUGCAGGACCGGACCAUCCCAGACAGUGACAUCUCUGCUUCCAGCUCCUGGUCAGACUCCACCGCUGCCCGCCACAGCAGGUUGGAGAGCAGUGACGGGGAUGGGGCGUGGUGCCCCGCAGGGUCGGUGUUUCCCAAGGAGGAGGAGUACUUGCAGGUGGAUCUACAACGACUGCACCUGGUGGCUCUGGUGGGCACCCAGGGACGGCAUGCAGGGGGCCUGGGCAAAGAGUUCUCCCGGAGCUACCGGCUGCGUUACUCCCGGGAUGGUCGCCGCUGGAUGGACUGGAAGGACCGCUGGGGUCAGGAGGUGAUCUCAGGCAAUGAGGACCCUGAGAGAGUGGUGCUGAAGGACCUUGGGCCCCCCAUGGUUGCCCGACUGGUUCGCUUCUACCCCCGGGCUGACCGGGUCAUGAGUGUCUGUCUGCGGGUGGAGCUUUAUGGCUGCCUCUGGAGGGAUGGACUCCUGUCUUACACCGCCCCUGUGGGGCAGACAAUGUACUUAUCUGAGGCCGUGUACCUCAACGACUCCACCUACGAUGGACAUACCGUGGGCGGACUGCAGUAUGGGGGUCUGGGCCAGCUGGCAGAUGGUGUGGUGGGGCUGGAUGACUUUAGGAAGAGUCAGGAAUUACGGGUCUGGCCAGGUUAUGACUAUGUGGGAUGGAGCAACCACAGCUUCCCCAAUGGCUAUGUGGAGAUGGAGUUUGAGUUUGACCGGCUGAGGGCCUUCCAAGCCAUGCAGGUCCACUGUAACAACAUGCACACGCUGGGAGCCCGCCUGCCUGGCGGGGUGGAAUGCCGCUUCCGGCGGGGCCCUGCCAUGGCCUGGGAGGGGGAGCCCAUGCGCCACAACCUGGGGGGCAACCUGGGGGACCCCAGAGCCCGGGCUGUCUCAGUGCCCCUGGGCGGCCGUGUGGCUCGCUUUCUGCAGUGCCGCUUCCUCUUUGCCGGGCCCUGGUUACUCUUCAGUGAAAUUUCUUUCAUCUCUGAUGUGGUGAACAAUUCCUCUCCAGCACUGGGAGGCACCUUCCCGCCAGCCCCCUGGUGGCCACCUGGCCCACCUCCCACCAACUUCAGCAGCUUGGAGCUGGAGCCCAGGGGCCAGCAGCCCGUGGCCAAGGCGGAGGGGAGCCCGACCGCCAUCCUCAUCGGCUGCCUGGUGGCCAUCAUCCUGCUGCUCUUGCUCAUCAUUGCCCUCAUGCUCUGGCGGCUGCACUGGCGCAGGCUCCUUAGCAAG